GCUCCGGCUACCGGGCAGUUUGGGCUGCUACGCCGCCAGGCCGGGUACCUGCGUCCGCCGGCGGGCUGACUUCAGCUUCCUGAGAGCCCAGCCAGACGCCUGUCCCUCCAGAAUGAAGGUCUUCCUGCCGUUGCUGCUGGCUGCCCUCCUGGGCGUGGAGCAAGCCCACUGCCUGAUGUGCUUCACCUGCCAGAAUCAGAAGAGCAACUGGUACUGCCUGAAGCCAACCAUCUGCUCCGACACCGACAGUUACUGCGUGACGGUCUCUUCCUCCGCCGGCCUGAAGAACGUGAUAGACUUCGGCUACUCCCUGUACAAGUCCUGCUCCCCGACCUGCAGCUCCUCGAGCAUCAACAUCGGCUUGGCGUCCAUGGACAUGUCCUGCUGCCAGAGCUUUCUGUGCAACAUCAGCGCGGCGGACGGCAUGCCGCGCGCCAGCACCUCCGUGCUGGGCCUGGGGCUUCUGCUCAGCCUGCUGGCGGCUCUGCUGUGGGCUGGACCCUGACUGCCCAGCCCAGGCUCCCAAAGCUCAGGAAGGAAGGAAAGCCCAGACCCAAGAGAAUCUCAAAGCCGCCGCCUCUGACUCCUCACCCUGCUAGUCCCACCUUCUCGGCCCUGGGUCCCCACAGGCAGGCCUGGCCCCCUGUACCCACACCUGCCAGCUCCCCUUACUCCAGGUCAGCCUUGCCGGGGGAACCUGGGAAUGGAGCCUGAGCGUCCGGGAGUCAGAACCGAGUCCCAGGGACACGCCGGGAGGGGCUCCUAAUCCCUGCUCCCUCCCUGCCCCCAAGUGCAGAAGAUGUGCUGUGUGGACAGGUGUGUGGUCCAUGUGCCCAGCUAGGCAUGUGUGAGUGUGUUUGGGGGAGGGGUGGGGGUCUGAAGUAUGUCUGGAGCCCCAAGUGCCAGCACAGAGCCCCAGUCCCUGGUAUCUCUGCAUAUGUCCUUGUCAUUUCACUCACUUAGAGGGUGGCCCUUUGGGGAGACAGGGCUUCCCCUGUUCCCAGGUCUAGGCUACCAACCCAGGAAUCUGCUCCCACCCCAGAUCCCACAGCCGCCCACCCCCUCCCUCCACCCCACACUCCUGCUGCUUCAUUGCCUCAAAUAAACACAUUUCCACCCUUUC
Molecule: messenger RNA, 1123 nt
Organism: Odocoileus virginianus texanus
Lineage: Eukaryota; Metazoa; Chordata; Mammalia; Artiodactyla; Cervidae
Gene: LY6E
Product: lymphocyte antigen 6 family member E
Cellular component (GO): plasma membrane
Molecular function (GO): acetylcholine receptor inhibitor activity
Source: RefSeq, a predicted model, not a curated record